This is a messenger RNA of Cuculus canorus (common cuckoo), 1009 nucleotides long. RefSeq names its product chromosome unknown C12orf73 homolog (gene CUNH12orf73). The coding region runs from base 14 to 274 and encodes 86 amino acids. Lineage: Eukaryota; Metazoa; Chordata; Aves; Cuculiformes; Cuculidae. The transcript is spliced from 2 exons. Gene Ontology annotation, biological process: mitochondrial respiratory chain complex III assembly. Gene Ontology annotation, cellular component: mitochondrion. The record is from RefSeq and is a predicted model, not a curated record.
GCGCGCUGGGCGGAUGACGUACUUCCGGCGUGUGUGCGUUGUCGGGUGGUGGCGGAGCUGCCCCGCGGCUAUGCCCGCUGGAGUGCCCUGGCCCGUCUACUUGAAGGCGCUGGCGGCCAGCAUGCUGGCCAUGUUCGCCGGCGCCGAGGUGGUGCACAGGUACUACCUGCCAGACCUUAGUAUACCUGAAAUACCUCCUAAGCCUGGAGAACUGAAAACAGAACUGUUGGGUCUAAAAGAAAGAUCAAGCAAAGUUCAGACUUCACAACAGUGACCAGAAUUUACUUACGUUGUGAAAACUAGAACUGAUAAAAUAUUUGUUCAACUGUCUCAGCUGCAGAAAUCCACGUGAAAUACUGUACUCCUUUAACACUUUCGUUUGAUUUUGUUUAAGCAGUUGUAGGCAGCAUUAAAAAAUGUAUGAUGAAUACUGUUGUUCAUCGAUUGUGCGCCAAAAUGCUUAUGACUUCUUAAUUUUGAUGCAGUGUAAGUGUCCUUCAGAAUAAAAGCCGUAAACUUAGAUUGGCGAGUCUGAUGCAAUUUGAAGCUUCUAAGCCAAUGAAGUAGUAGGGGAGGUUUAGCAUACUGAAAAGUCAAGCUUUUAUGGCCACUCAUUAGCCUUAUCAAGCUUACUGGUUCAUCUGUAGUAGAACCCGCUGGCAUUUCUCCACUUUUUAAACUGUAACUCAGUUUACUGGAUGGAACCCAGAACCAGUUACAGUACGUGAUGGCAUGUACAAGUAAGAAAGAUUCCCUAUUGCAGUGCUUUUUGCACUGGACUCCUGCUAAUGCUAGCUGAGUGCUGUAACAACCUUUACAUUGGUUUUCUGUAUUAUUGACAGAAAAUAUGCCUUGGUCCACUGAAAGGCUGGGGAGGAUCUAGCAGCUCCUGUUUAAGUGGAGAAAAUACAUACAGAUUAUGCUGAAAUUACAUGUUUGUACUCUGCUCAGGCAUCUUCUGUUUACAGCUGAUUUUAAGAGCAAUAAAUAUACAAAACUCUGAAAAACC